AUGUAUCCUUCACCAGAGAUCUGGCAUGACGAAACCGCCCUCGCCCUGUACUACCGCCUCCAUCCAAUCUCCCUUCAAGCCAACCCAGGCGUAGUCGUCGCGAGCAUCAUCGUCUCCCUCCUAGGCUCUUAUGCUACCCUGACGCUAUUGGGAAGGAGGACGGGCAUGCACGGGUGGAGGAAUCAUGUGAUCUUGGGAUUGAGCGUAGUCUGUUUUGCGACGGUGGCUGUCUGGGGAAUGCAUUUCGUGGGUGUCUUUGCCUGCUUCAACCUCCAACCAGCUCCCGACCUCCGAUGGUACCUAGAAUUCUCACCCGGAUUCACCGCCAUGUCCCUUUUCGUACCCCUUGUUGCGUGUUGGGCGGCGUUCUACUUCCUCGGAAAUCAGGAUGAGUUGAAGGUUUGGAGGAUCUGUUUGGCUGGGGUUAUGUGUGGGGGGAUGAUCGGUUUGAUGCACUAUUCAGCGUCGUUUCAACAGCCGCUGUACAACGUCGACUACAAGGCAUACACCAUCGUCCUAGCCAUCCUCAUCGCCAUGAUCGCCACCACCGUCGCCUUCUUUACGUUCUUCCGACUGAGGGCGCAUUGGGAAGAUAACUUCAUCAAGCGGACGGCUUGUGCGCUGGUCUUGGCGAUCGCUUUGACUGUCGUAUCCUCUGUGUUCCGCCUCUUCACAGCGGUGUCGGUCAUGUGCGGCGUCAUCGUCCUCAUCUCGAUCGGAUUCGCCGUAUGGGAUUACCUGUCCGAACGGGACAUCAGAUCCAAGGCGAGAAAGAUCGUCAUUGCCAGCGCGGCAUUCGAUAAGCAGGGCAGAUUGUUGGUCAGGCCGGAUGGACACCUGCCGAUGCACGUCAUCGAGAGUCAGGCGGAUCUGAAGGACGUUUUGGAGGAGCUGGACCCGCGCCAACAGACCUUCCAAUGGUUAUACUCUUUAUCGUUCAACUGGAAGAUCUUGAAUCCAUUCAUCCCUCGAAUUAGAAGCACCAUCGCCCGUCGACACGCUCACGUCGGGACCAAGAAGAAGGGAACGCAAACUAAAGCUGGAAAAGCGGAGGAACUCGUUCAAUUCCGAUCCAGAUUCAUCGAAGCAGCUUACGAGUUGGCUGAAGAGCUCGAGUUACCCUUGGAAAAGAUUGGCACCAUGUUCGAUCGUGUCUUGACGACCGGGACGAGGAAGGCUCAGGCGGAACACGAAAAGGAUCUAGCCCUGGGGAAGAGGACUUCGAGAGACGAUGAGAGCUCGAUCCAUGGUAUCACCUUGAACUUGCCCAAUUCAGAGGGUGUCAUGCUAUUCGUGGUCAGAGAGAUCGCCGAUGGUAAGGGCAUGUCGGCGGUCGAGCUGCCUCAAUCCGCUACGGGACCUGUUAUUGAGAGCAAUCAAGACAACAUCGAAAAGUACCUUAGCAAGGGUUACCGUAUGGCCGACGUCAAGUUUUUCAGCGGCAUCAUGGCCGAACGUAUCGGAGUGGGCAAAGCGGAGAUGGACGUUUACUUGAACGCCUUGAAGACUUAUGCUAAGCGAGGCUGCAAGCCCGUCGUCCAAGCUGGAGGAGUCUACCUUGGACUGUAUGGCGUCCGACCUAGUUCGUCUCGUCAAGGCGGGGUCGACGUGUUGGUCUACAACUUUGCGCGUCACCAGAUACCAGCCUACCGUCUUCCCGAAGUGUCGUACCCGGUCUCCACGAUGAUGAAGAGCUGGAUCCGCGAGAUCUCCAACAUGACCCUCUUCGAAGUCUUGCAGAACGCUAACAACGCCAUCGCUCGCGCCGAAGCGGAAGAACAGCGAGACUCGGAUCGCGAGUCUCAGAACUCGGAGGCCGAAGAGCUCUUGGACUUCCAGACUGCCCUGGCCAUCGCUGCCGAGGCUCUCGGGCAAGCUAUGCGAACCUGGCCGAAUCUGUACGGUAUCGCGAGAUUAUCGCCAGAAAUCCUUGAUAUGCCUUCCUCUAUCAACGACAGCACUACUCCUGCCCAGAUGAUCGUCUUGGAAGCUGUCCUUCCGUCGCCGAUGCAGGGGUUGACCCCAAGUGUCUCUCGAGCUUCUGUCAACAAGGGCGGAGAAGCUCGACCUCAGAUAAGCGACAAGCCGCCUCAACCUUUCGUCUUUACCCCAUACUGCUUGUUCUCCAUCGCUCAGGCACAGAUCUUGCAAGGCAAAACGUCUCACACUUGGGGGAAGGAAGUCACUACGCAGUUAGCCAAACUCUACAGUUCCGCCCCGACCGAUGUUUUGGCGGAAUUGGACGAGGCAGAGAAUCCCGACGCGGUUGAUCCCUUCACCAACAGCAACCGUCUCACCACCUUGAUAGAACAUCCGAACUUUCCUCAUCACAAGAAAGGCGGGUCGCAACGUGCUAAAGCCUUGCCGGGUCUUAGUCUUCUGGAUCGCAAUCGUCGCGGGUCCAACGCAGCCUCGUUGACCUCGGCCAACUACCAUGAAGAUGAGAUGGAGAAGGGGAUCGUUACCAGUCCUCGCUCUGAAUACGUCUUGGACGCCAAUCACCCGCCUAACUCUCCCACCUCGGGCGGACUGAAGCGUUUCCUCGGCAACAAGGGCACUCCUACUACACCCAUGACCAACGACCGCCAAGUUACGCUUGCGUCGCCUGCCCCAGCUUACUCCACGACUAUCGGCGACCAUGACGACUAUGCUUCAAUGACUGUCAACCCAGCUCGAGCUGGUACCGAUGGCUGGCACGCCCGAGCUAUGCGGACUUUGGAAAGGUCCGACCAAGGGGCUAGCUUAUUGGGCUGCCAGUGGUAGACCGCUAUACUCCCA
This is a messenger RNA of Filobasidium floriforme, 2778 nucleotides long. RefSeq lists its product as uncharacterized. Bases 1 to 2763 code for a protein of 920 amino acids. Lineage: Eukaryota; Fungi; Basidiomycota; Tremellomycetes; Filobasidiales; Filobasidiaceae. The record is from RefSeq and is a predicted model, not a curated record. The transcript is spliced from 16 exons.